Molecule: messenger RNA, 2820 nt
Organism: Boleophthalmus pectinirostris (great blue-spotted mudskipper)
Lineage: Eukaryota; Metazoa; Chordata; Actinopteri; Gobiiformes; Gobiidae
Gene: msantd2
Product: myb/SANT-like DNA-binding domain-containing protein 2
Exons: 4
Coding region: 8-1642 (544 amino acids)
Source: RefSeq, a predicted model, not a curated record
GAGCAAGAUGGCGGCGUCCAGUAACGCUGAGCAUUCUCCAGAGAUAACGGCGCCCCUAAAGACACCCAAAACAGAGAUGCCAUCGCCGGAGUCUGAGGAUCUGAGUGACGGUAACCUGUACCAGUCCAACCCCUCCACCCCGAACCGCUUCUCGCCUCUGAACGUGGGCUCUUCGUGCAGCGCGGGGCGGAUGGCGGCCUCAUCCUCCGCCAACAGCUUCACCGCCUGCCGAGGGAUGUCCUGGACCCCGUCCGAGACAAACGCCCUGAUCGCGGUGUGGGGGAACGAGAGGCUGGCCGAGGCGAGGAUGCAGCAGCUCGAGGUGGCGGGCACCGUGUUCUCCGGGAAAGCUCCGGGUCCCGCCAUGUACGAGCGCGUGUCCAGGGCUCUGGCCGAUCUGGGCUACGAGAGGACCCCGUCUCAGUGCCGCGAGCGCAUGAAGACCCUGCGGCGCUGCUACAGCCGAGUGAAGGAGCACGGCAUCGGGAAGAGGAAGAGCAGCUACACUCUGGAGCAGCUGGAGAAGGUGUUUGGACAGGGGGGCUGGGACGCUCAGAGCUGUGCCCCCGUCCUCAUCAACAGCAGCGGUCUGUACCAGGAGAUGGAGUCUGACAGCAGCACACUGGAGGACUUCUCCCAGGAGGACUGGUGCAACCAUGUCCUGGACUCGGCUUUCCAGGAAGGAGACAUGGAGACUGAGGAUAUCCAGGUGCCUAAAAACAGAUUUUUCCAGCUUCAGUCAGUGUUGUCAGAGCAAACACAAAAAAGGGAGACUAUGCAGACUGUGAUGCGUAUCCUAGAGGCCGUGCCUCUAAAAUGGGAGCACUUCCACACGUGGACGGAGUUCUCACGGCUGCACUUGUCCAACAAACUGGCUAUCUUUGGAGUGGGAUAUAAUACGCGCUGGAAGGAGGAUGUGCGUUAUCACUACGCUGAGAUCAGCUCCCAGGUGCCUCUAGGUAAGAGGCUACGGGAGUACUUCAACCCCGAGAAGCCUGAGGGACGUGUCAUUAUGACCAAGGUCCAGAAGAUGAACUGGAAGAAUGUGUAUUAUAAGUUCUUAGACAUUACAAUCAGUGAGGCGCGCUGCCUGGAGCUGCACAUGGAUGUGGACUGGGUCCCCAUUUCUCUGUCCAGAGCGGCGGGCUGUGGUAAGGCCACCUCCCACUACCUCCUGCCCGGGGACAUUCCAAAGACUUACGGCCUCUAUGCCAUCGGAUAUGAACCUAUGCCCUUCUGUAAUGACAGUGCUCAGACCUCCUCACAGAGCGAGGAGCCAGACUUACCUCAAUCAGAAAACGGAGCGCACAAACAGACUGACAGAACAGGAGCCAAUGUGACAUACUGUUACCUGGGCAUCGCUGAAGAGCGCCCCCUACAGCAGAGUCUGUUUCAGCACUUUCAGGGCUCUGGCAGGAACACAGCCCACGUGGAGCCAGCUGCUGUCACGCGCUUUCUACAGGAGAACUGUAGCGCUGCAUCCAGCCUGAACAAUGGAGGGAGUGACAGCCCUGUCCAACAGUACGCCAUUUACAUCAAGUUUGUGGAGGUGGAGCUGGACUUCCUGUCAGCUGGCUCACUGCUGGAGUGCCUGGAGACUGCUGUGGGUUAUCCCUUAGAAUUCAACAAAGAGCCACUGUAACUGACAUGCCCAGUUACGGUUUAAAGCUGUGAGUGCAGUGUCCCAACUUUGUUUGGCACAACUUUAAAAAGGAGGUGCAAAAAUCAUACAUUUGUCUUUCCUUGAUUCUAUUUAACUCCAGAGCCGAAAUACAACUUCACUUUAUGGUAUGAAAAACAAUGUUUCUGCAGAUAUGAAACGUCCUAAAACACAGAAAGAUGCACUUAAGAUUGGGAGCUUUAUGAGGCCUGAUAGCGGAUAACGGAAAACUUGAGCCUUGUCAGGGAGGGAGCGAUUGUCCAGGUGAUGACUGCAGCAGGCAUCUGUCUACCUCAGUAGGAUGUAGCAAACAAGGCCGCAGGGGGACCAUGAUGUGUAUUUAUAAAACACUGCCUUCACUUUAAUGUUGAGGACUAGACCUGAAGCAUUGGAGUUAUGCUUUUGUUAUGUUUUGCUUUAUUUUGCACAUGUAACUGGACCGCCACUAGAGAUGAUCUGAUGAAAAAGACUUAAGAUGUUGGAGUUACUUCUGCCCUUUUAGUUACAAUUUAAGUACUUUGUGGUUGAGGGCUAUUUAUUUUGUUUUACUAAAUGAGUCAUUCGCACAACAAAUUCUGAAAAUUUAUUUGAACAAAUUUUUGAAUCUGCACAGUAUUAGUUUGAACUUUGCUGCUACUCGUGGCUGUAGCCUCUUCAGUGCCAUGCUCUGAGCCCUCUUUGACUUGAAUUAGCUUCGUUCUGUAUGUGUGAUAUCUGGAUCAUCUCUAGGUGCACAUGGAUGUUUUUAGUUUUAUAUUAGUUUUGAGGCUGAAAAAUGCCACAUUUAAACUUGAUUACAGACUUCUAGUCUGGAUGUUACUGUCUGUGUUAACUGCUGAGGUUAAAUCACUAUUGUAUAAAACAAUCUUUGACAAGAUUCCUGAGAUUAUGUGCAAUGUGCCAGGGAUGUGGACGUUGAAUGAAGGAAAACUGAAUGAUUCUGUAUAUGAAAUCUGUUAUAUAUCUGAUAUAUAUUUAAGAAUAUUGUUGUUCUUGAGCAUUCCAGCUUUCUGCAAAGUUGCUGUUUUUUUUUUUCUUUAAUUAUAAAGUAUAUUAUAUUUUCUAUAUUUUGGUUGACACCAAGUCUGUAUGUGGUUGUUUUGAGGUCAUUGUCUUGUAUGUUUAUGUUUAAAAAUGAAUAAACAGGGCACUCACUGUUA